Messenger RNA from Rhineura floridana, 3856 nucleotides. It is a transcript of the gene STAT4, whose product is annotated as signal transducer and activator of transcription 4. NCBI's taxonomy places the organism in Eukaryota, Metazoa, Chordata, Lepidosauria, Squamata, Rhineuridae. Gene Ontology annotation, biological process: response to peptide hormone; regulation of transcription by RNA polymerase II; regulation of cell population proliferation. Bases 472 to 2718 code for a protein of 748 amino acids. Gene Ontology annotation, molecular function: DNA-binding transcription factor activity, RNA polymerase II-specific; RNA polymerase II cis-regulatory region sequence-specific DNA binding. The transcript is spliced from 25 exons. The record is from RefSeq and is a predicted model, not a curated record.
CCUACGGGAAGCCAACGAGCAGAACUUGAGAGCAACACUACAUAGAACUCUUCUCAUCUCUGCUCCCAAGCAGUGGGGUUUUAAAUAUAGCCGCAGUGGCCUCUCAAUUUUUCGGCAUUAAGUACUGAGCAGGGCUCAAAGGGAAAGAGGAGGGAGAGAUGAAAGGGAAAGAGAUAGAAGAGAAAAUCAUCAAUAAAAAUUAACACUUCAGAAUGAACCGCCCUCAGAAUAGGCUCCGUGUUUGUAAGGGAACUCCCCUCAUUUCCUCCCGUCCGCACCGCCUUUCUCUUUGCCACAAAAACACUCGCCCUUCGCUGACACGCACGCACUCUAAAGCGCUUCUCUUUCCAAGCGCCAACGUGAAGCGAGGAGCUUAGGGUCUGUGUCCGGCGCUGCCUCACAACUCGGGCCAGGAGAACAAGAAGCUGUAGAAUUGCAUUUCAUUGGCUAACUUUUAAUUUUAAUGCUUGUAUGUCUCAGUGGAAUCAAGUCCAGCAGCUAGAAACAAAAUUUUUGGAGCAGAUAGACCAGAUUUAUGAUGACAAAUUUCCCAUGGAAGUCCGACACCGGCUAGCACAAUGGAUUGAAACCCAGGACUGGGAGUCUGCAUAUAACAAUGAACCAAUGGCAGCCAUCCUCUUGCAGAACUUACUAAUAAAGCUGGAUGAACAUUUAGACCGAGUUUCCCAAGAGAAGAAUCUCCUCUUAAUACACAAUCUAAAGAGAAUCAGGAAAGUUAUUCAGGGAAAAUAUCAGAGUAAUCCUAUGCACAUCGCAGUGGUUGUUUCAAACUGUUUAAGAGAAGAAAGAAGAGUAUUGGCGUCAGCCAGCAUGCCUGUACAGGGACCUCUAGAAAAGUCACUACAGAACAACUUGGGUUCGGAAAGACAAAGAAAUGUUGAACACCAGGUGUCUACAGUUAAGAACAGUGCACAGAUGACUGAACAAGAUGUCAAAUAUUUAGAAGAUUUGCAAGAGGAGUUUGACUUCAGGUAUAAAACAAUACAGAGCAUAGAACAGAAUGACAAAAACAGUGUUGCCAUGAAGCAUGAGAUGCUGGUGUUGCAGGAAAUGCUCAAUACCUUAGACUACAAGAGAAAGGAAGUUCUCAGUAAAAUGGCACAAAUAAUCAAGGAAGUUGAAGGCUUGGUGAAUAACAUGCUAACAGAUGAAUUACUGGAUUGGAAGAGGAGGCAACAAAUCGCCUGCAUUGGAGGGCCUCUACACAGUGGGCUUGAUCUGCUGCAAAACUGUUUCACACUGAUGGCAGAGAGUCUUUUUCAAAUAAAAAGACAACUGGAGAAACUGGAUGAGCUUUUGCUUAAGCUCACAUAUGAGGGAGACCCCAUUCCACUGCAAAGACCUCACUUGUUGGAAAGAGUAAAUUUUUUGCUUUACAGCCUCUUCCAAAGUUCAUUUAUAGUGGAGAGACAGCCCUGUAUGCCAACCCAUCCUCAGAGGCCUUUGGUUCUUAAAACUUUAAUACAGUUCACUGUCAAACUUAGGCUGCUUAUUAAAUUACCAGAGCUGAACUACCAGAUCAAAGUGAAAGCUACUAUUGACAAGAAUGCAUCUAUUGUAAGCAAUCGCAGAUUUGUUCUUUGUGGCACGCAUGUGAAAGCAAUGAACAUGGAUGAAUCUGCAAAUGGGAGUUUUUCUGUGGAAUUUCGACAUUUGCAACCAAAAGAAGUGAAAUGUACUGGAAACAAGGGCAAUGAGGGCCCUCAAAUGGUGACCGAAGAGCUACACUCUAUAACAUUUGAAACACAGGUCUGUUUAUAUGGACUGACUGUAGACCUGGAAACGAGUUCUUUACCAGUAGUGAUGAUUUCCAAUGUCAGCCAAUUGCCCAAUGCUUGGGCUUCUAUUAUCUGGUACAACUUGUCAACAAAUGAACCCCAGAACUUGGCUUUCUUUAAUAAUCCACCACUUGCCACUUUGAGUCAACUCUUGGAAGUACUGAGCUGGCAGUUUUCAUCAUAUGUUGGCCGUGGACUCAAUUCUGAUCAACUUGGUAUGCUGGCAGAAAAACUUACAGGACAGCAAGUUAGUUAUGGUGAUCAUCAACUUUCCUGGUCAAAGUUCUGCAAGGAGCACUUGCCCGGUAAAUCAUUUACAUUUUGGGUAUGGCUUGAAGCAAUCUUGGACCUAAUUAAAAAGCAUAUUCUUCCUCUUUGGAUUGAUGGAUGUGUUAUGGGUUUUGUGAGCAAAGAAAGGGAACGAGGUUUGCUUAAAGAUAAGAUGCCUGGAACAUUUUUAUUGAGGUUUAGUGAAAGCAACUUAGGAGGGAUUACUUUUACUUGGGUAUCCAAGUCAGAAAAUGGGGAAGUAAAUUUCCAUUCUGUCGAACCAUAUAAUAAGGGUCGUUUAACUGCACUGCCGUUUGCUGACAUUUUACGAGAUUACAAAGUUAUUAUGGCAGAUAAUGUUCCCGAAAACCCACUGAAAUAUCUUUAUCCAGAUAUCCCCAAAGACAAAGCCUUUGGAAAGCACUAUAGCUCUCAGCCAAAUGAAGUGCCAAGAUCUACAGAAGGAGGAACCAAAGGCUACGUCCCCUCUGUAUUUAUUCCAGUCUCCAAAAUCCUGAAUGAUUCUACAGACCCAUCUUCUCCAUCAGACCUUCUUCCCAUGUCUCCAAGUGUCUAUGCUGUCUUGAGAGAACACCUAAGCCCUACUGUAAUGGAAACUGCUUUGAGUUCUCCAUAUUCAACUGACUGACAUUCAGACACUGAAGAUUCUAAAGUGCAGAUGUAUGCUUUUAAAUGGAAACAUUCCAAUGAAAAUAUUGUUCUUGUUUCCUUUGUAAAUGUAUGUACUCUGUAGAGCUUGGGUGAGGAACAGUUGGUCCUCCAGAUGUUGCUGUAGUACAACUGCUAUCAUCAAUAACUGUUGGCCAUCCUGGCUGGGGUUGAUGGGAGUCCAACAACAUCUGGAGGGCCACAGGUUCCCCAUUCCUGCUCUAGACACAUAAUUAUUUUCUUUGGUCUAACUUUGCUUUUCAUAAAUUAAAUCAAUACUUGGCCUGGUUCAGACAUAACACUAAGCCAUGGCUUAGUGCUAUGAGGAGAAGCUGUAGUGAGCUUGUGGUGUGUACAUGCACAUACACACACACACACACAGCUCUCCACAAUUUAAUCCUGGGUUGUUUAAUAGUGGGCAUAAAUCACAAUCUCCUCAGCUUUGGCACAGCAGAAAACUGCAGUUAAUCUAAGACUGAAAAUGGAAGCAUUCCAUUUCCUCACAUCAUUCAUGAAAGACUGUGGUAAUAUGCAAGCCUGAGGCCCACUUUAGCUUGUUCCCAUAACACUAAACCCUGGUUUAUUGCUAUGUCUGAGCUGGGAUUAGGAGAAGAAACUUUUGUACAUGGAAGAAGUGGCACUGAAAAAUUGAGAAAUUAAUGUACUACUGAAAAACUAGGCUCAAAUUAGUUGCACAGGGUGAUAAAAAUGUUAAUUCAACCUUAUACUCUCUCUAUAGUAGUGUUAUUACUAUUGAAGGUAGUAGUCAUGCAUAACUAUUUAUUAGUUGAUUUUCAUAGAGUUGGAAAGGGCCGAUAUAAUUUAAUGGAGAAUUAUGGUAGAAUUUCUGCUGCGGUUCACAACCUCUAUUUCCCUCUCCCAAAACAAAUUGGGAUUCUGUGUUGUAGCUCUGUUAAUUCUGGAUUAUGACCCAACGUUCUGGCAGCAUUCCAAAAUCCAAAUCCUGAGUCCAAUGUGCAUAUGUUUAAAUCAGCCGUAAAACUAUAAACUAGCAUGACUGCAAGCAAAAUAAUUAUGCAUGAAAUCAUCUUGGGUCUUUAAUUAAAACUGAAUUUGGGUGUGCUUAGUGUCUUAUAUAAUGACUUUUUAUUGUUAUU